This is a messenger RNA of Haemonchus placei, 5871 nucleotides long. The record is from the annotation of a GenBank genome assembly. Lineage: Eukaryota; Metazoa; Nematoda; Chromadorea; Rhabditida; Trichostrongylidae.
AUGCCGUCUUCGAAGGACGAUGAAAGCAAAUCCAGUGUUCUACAAAGAAUAGAGGAACUGCGCAAAUUAUUCGUUGCAUUUCGUAGAAACAAGCAGGCCCAGAAACUGGAUGCGGAGCCCGUGGUCCACAGUACUCAACCUACAAAAUAUGAUGAUCAAGAGAGGACCUUGUUUGAGGACGUACAAGUUAAAAAACGACCAGCAGUUUCGCUGCGAAGAAAGAGUUCAAUUAAAUGGAAGACUGACCAGCAGAUUUGGGGCCAAGGAGACGAUACCUCAGUAGAAGAAAUCGUUCAACAUCGAGAUUUCAGAAUCGCUCAGAAAAUAACGGCGGAAGCCAAAAAGUCCAAGAUGAUAGAUACUCUUCUCAGUCAAGCAGACACAGAAGUUUUGCGAAAUCUCUUCGAGUCAGAACUGGCUCGGCCUACUUUCAAGGUUUUCAAGGAAGUAAAGCUGUUACACGUUGCCUUAAACAAGCUUUGGGAAGAAAUAAUGUGCAAUAUAAUGAAGUACAACUUCGAACAUGAAGUACACCUAUUUCUAUGCGAGCGAGAGAAGGUUAAGGCUCGAAUACUCGACGUCAUGCUGAUAUGUCCACAAAAUCUUCCUGACAACUGGGGUUCAUGGGUUGAGGGUUCUAACCUCGAAAGUUUGCUCAAGUCUGUUCAUUAUGAAGAUGCACCGGUUAUCCCAUCACCUGUAGCUCAGAGCGUUCCAUCACAGUGGACCAAACAUAUGAAGGAGAUUGAGGUAGUGAAGUCAAAAAUGCAAGAUUUAGCGGAACGAAUUAAAAAACAGCCCGAUACGGGCCGCCAAAAGGUUCGAGUGAGGAAAGCAGAUUCACGGAAAAGAAAAACGCGGAGCAAAGUGGAAAGGAAGGACAAGAAAGAAACUGUUGUUUUACCGGCUAAGAAAGAAGAGAAGCUUGAAAAGAAAAAGGAGGAAACUGUUGUUUUACCGGUUAAGAAAGAAGAGAAGCUUGAAAAGAAAACGGAGGAAGUUAAAGAGAGUGUGGAAAAAUCUGUCGUGCAGGAAAUCCAAGCUGCCAGCGACUAUGACAAUGUAAAGAUCAGCACAGACGAUGGCGGUGAAAGUUUUGACCCAGCACAUGAAAAACGAUUACAAGAGGAGAUAAAGAAAGCAGAGAAAGGGGAAACAGGAGUCAUUGAAAUGCUUUGUCAGCAGGACAUUAUCGUACAUGACACAAAAGAACAGAAGGAACAAGUUGAUGUACAAAAAGACACUAAUGUUCAGGAUAAUGAAACUAGUUCAAAGCAAGAGAAAGGCCUCUCGGGGAAAAGUGAUAGUAAGAGCGAAAAAGGUAAAGAAAGGGUGGAGGAAGAUGGAAAAGAUAAAAAGAAAGGCCAUAUAGAAGAACAGAAAAAUGAGCAUAGUAGGACUAUUAGAAAGAGAGUGAAACAACGCGAGAGCUAUGCUAGAAAGGAGUCGACCCAAGGAGAAAAGGAAAAACCUCAAGACUUCGUAAAAGAAAGAGAAAUGCGUGGAGAAGGAAAAGAGCUGGAAACGGAAGUGGAAAUGGAAGUCAGUGAAAAAGUAAUCACCUGUGAUAAAGAAGCGCUUAGAACGAGCAGCUCACACGGAGAAGAAUUUAAAACGAAGGAGAAGCAGAUAAAAGAUGAAAAAAUAGGAACGGACUCAGAGAAAAGCGUAAAGAUAGAUCGCGAAGCAGAAGUUACCACUACCAAAGGAGACAGAGAAAAAGAAUUAAAAGAUGAGGAACGGAAGGAGGUAAAAGUUGAACUAGUAGAAGUGAAACAGGAUGAGAAGAAGGUAUCAAUAACUGAGGUAGGAAAAAAAUUGGAGAAAGUUAAAGACGAUCAAAAAGAAAGUCUAGAUAAAAAGGAAGGAAAGGAGAAGAUUACUGCCAUAGGAGCAGAAAAAAAGAUCGAAAGGGAGGGAGCUACGGCAGACAGUCGGGACAAAAAAGAGAUCGAAAAGAAGAUAGCAGUAGUAGAAACAAUUUCGAAAGUCAAGGAAAAGAUGGAGACUGAUGUAGAAAGUCGUAGCAAAAAAGGAGAAAAGAAGAUGAUCCCAACAGAAUCGUUCAAGAAAUUAGUGAAAAAGAAAGAAAAAAUAGAUAAAAAGCAGGAGAUCAAAACAGAUAGUCAGGACCAGAAACAGAUUGACAAUAAUGUGCUCCCAGAAGAAACCGCCAAGAAAGUCGAAGAGAAUAAAGAGGGUGGAGAAGAGAGUAAAAACAAAAAAGAAGGCGAAAAGAAUGUAGUCCUACCAGAAAUCAGCAAGAAGAUCGAAAAGGUGGAGGAAAAGAAGGAAGUCAAGGUGGAGAGCCAAGACAAAAAGGAAGGUGAAAAGAAGGUGGCUCUACCAGAACCUGCCAAGAAAGUCGAAGAAAAGAAGGAAGUCAAGGUGGAGAGCCAAGAGAAAAAGGAAGUUGAAAAGAAGGUGGCUCCACCAGAACCUGCCAAGAAAGUCGAGGAAAAGAAGGAAGUCAAGGUGGAGAGCCAAGAGAAAAAGGAAGCUGAAAAGAAGGUGGCUCCAUCAGAACCUGCCAAGAAAGUCGACGAAAAGAAAGAAGUCAAGGUGGAGAGCCAAGAGAAAAAGGAAGUUGAAAAGAAGGUGGCUCCACCAGAACCUGCCAAGAAAGUUGAAGAAAAGAAGGAAGUCAAGGUGGAGAGCCAAGAGAAAAAGGAAGUUGAAAAGAAGGUGGCUCCACCAGAACCUGCCAAGAAAGUCGAGGAAAAGAAGGAACUUAAGGUGGAGAGCCAAGAGAAAAAGGAUGUUGAGAAGAAGGUGGCUCCACCAGAACCUGCCAAGAAAGUUGAGGAAAAGAAGGAAGUUAAGGUGGAGAGCCAAGAGAAAAAGGAAGCUGAAAAGAAGGUGGCUCCACCAGAACCUGCCAAGAAAGUUGAAGAAAAGAAGGAAGUCAAGGUGGAGAGCCAAGAGAAAAAGGAAGUUGAAAAGAAGGUGACUCCACCAGAACCUGCCAAGAAAGUUGAAGAAAAGAAGGAAGUCAAGGUGGAGAGCCAAGAGAAAAAGGAAGUUGAAAAGAAGGUGGCUCCAUCAGAACCUGCCAAGAAAGUUGAAGAAAAGAAGGAAGUCAAGGUGGAGAGCCAAGAGAAAAAGGAAGUUGAAAAGAAGGUGGCUCCACCAGAACCUGCCAAGAAAGUCGAGGAACAGAAAGAAGUCAAGGUGGAAAGUAAAGAUGAAAAAGAAGGUGAGAAGAAGAUAGUCCCACCAGAAUCAGUCAAGAAGGACGAGAAGGUAGAGGAAAAGGAGGUGCAAUUAAAGGGUCAAGACAAGAAAGAGAGUGAAAAGGUCAGACGAAGAAGUAAAGAUGAAAAAGAACGUGAAAAGAAGAUGAUUCCAGCAGAGAUCAUCAAAAAGAUUGAUGAAAAAAAUGAGUUGAAAAUAGAAAGCCAAGAUAAGAAAGAGGGUGACAAGGUGCUUCCAGCAGAAACUCGGAAGAAGAUCGAAAAGGUCGAAGAAAAUAAGGAGCUGCUAUUGAAGGGCCAAGAGAAGAAAGAGAGUGAAAGAAAGAUGAGAGCAGCAGUAUUCAAGGAAUUCGAGAAGAAGAACAAGGUCAAGCUGGAAAGUAAAGGCAAAUUGGAGAGUGAUCAAGAGGUGAUUGCAUCAAAGACCGUUAACAAGGUCGAGGAUAGGAAGGAGAUCAAGAUGGAGAGCAAGGAUAAAAAAGAGAUUGAUAAGAAAAUGACACCAGCAGAAGCAGUUAGAAAGGACGAGGAAAAGAAAGAGGUUAAACUGGAAGGACAUGUUGAAAGAGAGAGCGAAAAGAAAGUAACACCGGGAGAAGAACUCAAAAGGAUUGAGGAAAAGAUGGAGAUAAAGGCUGAAAAGGUCGACGGAAAGGAAGAAGUAAAAAUGCAGAGUCAAGACAACAAAGAAAGCAAAAAGAACAUCGUAGCAGAAUCCUUCGCAAGAGUCGACAAAGGCGAGGAAAAAAAUGGUAAUCAAGGCAAAAAAGAGAAGGAUGAGAAGUUUGGUCCCACAGAAAUCAUUAAGAAGAUGGAUAGGGUCGAUGAAAAGAAGCAGACUAAUGUGGAGAGUCAAAACAAAAAAGAGAGUGGUGACAAGAUGGCACAAGCAGAAACAGCUAAGAUUAUCGAUAGUAGGAAGGAGACGAAAGGAGACAGAAAAGAAAUUGUGACGGAGGUGGAUCCUAUCGAAUUGAAGAAAAUCCAGGAGAAAAAGGUGCAGCAGCUGAACGAAGGUGAAAGAAGCGCCGAUAAAAGAAAGACGAUCUCGAUCAAAACACAUAAAAGGAUUGAGGAGAGGAAAAAGGACAAACUGGAGAAUCAACGUGAAGAAGAGGGUGGAAGAACUAUUCCAGCGGAGGCAACGAAAAAAGACAACGUUAAAAACAUUCAAGAAGAAAAAAUGGAUGGAGAAAAACAAGUGCUCCCCCAGAAGGACGUCGUAAAGAUAGGCGAAAAGGAGGAUGGUAAAGAUGCUGAAGUUGGAGAGGAAAAAUCGACGGAAGAAGAAGAAAAGGAUUCAAAGGAUUUAACAUCAUCAGAAAAGGAAGUUAGGAAGGAGGAACAGAAGAAGGAGCAAAAAGCUGGCAAUGAUGUUAUUGCGAAUAAGAUGCAUUCGAUAAAAGGAAGUAGAAAAGAACAGGAGAAAAAGGAGAAACUUGAGAAAAUAGCGCCGGAUGUGGCCAAACAUAGAACUCGUCAAGCUUCAACUAUCCUCAGCAGGCAACUUAAUCGAAGAAAAGAGCUGAUACGGGCGCUGUUUCAAGGAUCCGCAGAUCGUGCUCUUAGUGACCGAAUUCGAAGCGCAGAAUCCGAGCAAGCUGCACCUCUUGUCCCUCUCACAGGACAGUCUGCAGAAAAAACUGUCUUUGAAAAAGUUGACACCGUCGCUCGACCGGUACUUUCAACGCUGCGACGAAACAAGACACGAUUUAAGAACGAACAAACAAAGGAUGAUCAAGUUAAGAACGAUCCCCCGCCACCACCAACUCCUCCCAAUCCAAGAAUUAUUGCACCUCAGAAACCAAAGAAGGAGCCACAGGAAGAGUUUAAUAUAGCAGAAAUUAUUUCUCAACGUGAUUUUAAUCUAGCUUUAAGGGUGAUGAUAGAAAUUAAAAAACACCGAAUUCUCGAAGAUUGCUUAGAUCAAGAAGAAACGGAAAAAGUCCGUCAAUUUUUCGAUUCGGAAAUGAGUUGCCCGUCCUAUAAUGUUAUGCGACUGAUCCAUGAGGCUUUGAACAAGUGUUGGGAACAGAUAAUGGAUAAAUGCGAGGAGUACCGAUUUCCGAAUGAGGUGGUCGUAUUCUUAUGUGAAAGAGAAAAGAGACAGUCUCGUUCUUCAUCGCUACAGCCCAGGGGCCGACGUAGAAGCAAACGCCAUAGGAAACGAAAGGAUGAAAAAAGGAAAGGUCAACGUAGGAAAGUACCGACCGCGGCGCCGGAGCUACUCUCACAAGAAGCGGGCAUUUUCAAUCAGAAACCAACAUCUGAAGCCGAUGAGUUAAUGAAAACUACGACUCUCACGACUGUCACUACAGAGACGGUUAGAGAGACCGGUCGAUCGAAACGUCUACCUGAAAUCUCUGAGCAGCUAGUUCAAGAUGAGAGAAGGGGCAAAGGCCCAGAGGCUGCCACUCUUAAACGCACUCAAGAUGAAAACGAAGUUGCAAGUGGUAGCGGAAAAAGUGAUGAAAAGGAAGAAAGAAAACCGGACAAGAACGCAGAAGUGAGUGCAGCUGAAACACCUGGAGACGAGGAAGCAGUGGAGAUUGUACCGGACAAUGUGAAUUUCGGUGACAGAAUUCCAGAAAAACAGUUAAAAGGAAAAGGUGGCGAAGAAGAUGAUGAAAAUGAGAACAAAGACGAUGAGAAGCGUGAUGAGAACCAAGAGCAGUAG